This is a messenger RNA of Haliotis rubra (blacklip abalone), 5327 nucleotides long. RefSeq names its product N(G),N(G)-dimethylarginine dimethylaminohydrolase 1-like. The coding region runs from base 279 to 1175 and encodes 298 amino acids. Gene Ontology annotation, biological process: positive regulation of nitric oxide biosynthetic process; arginine metabolic process. Lineage: Eukaryota; Metazoa; Mollusca; Gastropoda; Lepetellida; Haliotidae. The record is from RefSeq and is a predicted model, not a curated record. The transcript is spliced from 5 exons. Gene Ontology annotation, molecular function: amino acid binding; dimethylargininase activity.
UGUCAUAACUGUCUUUCACGGCAGUCGGUCAGUAGCGCCAGGACGUAUCGGAUUUACUGUCAUCAGUGUUCCCCAAUCUGAACGAUAACUUAGUAGCCGUCACAUAGUUUCAGAACCGGAGAUAGCGUGAUUGUGAGUGACUAUUCCUAGUAUUCGUGGGUGUGUAUGGUGUAUUGUAAAGCCGGUUGUCAUCAACCAGUUGGACACGCCCACUUGUCUUUGCUUUUCCGGUCUGAACAAGGGAGAAAACUCGUCCGCGUCAUCUCAGCACAUUCAAAAUGGCGGCUUUUCACUACAAUUACGCGAUUGUGUCUCGUAUCCCCAACAGUUUCAAAGAUAAAGCGAUAACAAAAGAUCAUUGCCAGAUCGACUUAGAGAAGGCGAGAGCGGAGUACAGGAAUCUACUGACUGUGCUGCAGUCAUGCGAUAUAAACCUGAUCGAACUUCAGGAAGAUGAGAAGUACCCGGACUGUUGUUUUGUCGAGGACACUGCUGUUGUGAUCGGGGGAACAGCUCUCAUCACUCGCCCAGGCCAUCCAUCGAGACAAGGAGAGGUUGGUGAGAUCCGCAGAGUUCUGAAAAAUGACCUUCACUUCAAUGUGAUUGAGAUGAAAGUGGCUGAUGCCAAGCUGGAUGGAGGAGAUGUCUUGUUUACAGGAAAAGAAAUUUUUGUCGGCGUUGGCAAAAGAACAAAUGAAGCUGGAGCAGGUGCAGUUGCACUUGCAUUCAUAGAUUACGAUGUCAGCCCCAUCAACAUCGGCGACACAGAUGUCCUUCACCUUAAAGAUGCUAUCAACGUCAUUGGACGUAACGAGCUGGUAGUUGCUGGGGGCGACGGUCCAAGAACUAUCAUGAAGCGUAUGGAUUGCUUGAAGACGUACAACUGCAAGAUUCUGCAGAUGCCGAGCCCACUCGGGGCAGACAUGCUGUACAUGAAUGGCCGACUCAUCCACAGAACCAACGAAGAACUCACCAAGGAGGGCUACGGGCUGCUGGAUGAGAAGCUGCAGUGCACACGCCACCAACUGCACCUGGGGGAACUGACCAAGGCGUACGGAACCAUCAGCAGCUUGUGUAUACUACUCCGUAUCAACCGGCGCCAGCAGAAGGUUCUGUCCAACGUCACAGAUCCUGACCUCACACAGUUCCUCAGCAUUGGCCAGCAGAAGUCCUGAAUUGACAACCACACUACGCCUACCCUCUCCAAUAUUCUCUAUCUUGCUGAUAAUGCUGUCUCUCCUUCUUAGGUCGGAUAUAUGAUUAGUAUUAACAUCAGGAAGUUCUACGUUAACUAUUAUCAUCAGUGAUUUGUACCAAUAAGGAUGCAAAAUUAGAUUCAAUCCAAUUCCAAUGUAAAUAUGGGAUGUUUGUACAUUAUGAACUUAGGACGGAGGGUUGAGUAGGACCUUCGCUAUUCUGCAACUAUGAAACGGAAGCUGUUACUUGGAAGCCAAUGUUGUUGCCAUGGUUACAAAGUCUGGUCUCUGCUACAAAAAAUAUUUUACCAUGAUGAGGCUGGUGCUAUUGUUUGUGGGGCAGACAUUUCACGAUCUGGACAGUGAAGUAAAUCUGAAAUGACGUACUGAUCUCCCAGUGGCAUGCUAAAUAGGAUAAAUUACUUUGAGGAAAAUAAUGUUUUGGGUAAUAUUUUCUGUAGGAUAUAUAGGUUGUGCCAUGUUCUGCUGUGUAGAACACAGUGAUGUUAUUGGCCAGAUGACCAGGAAAACAGAUGUAUUCACAUAUACGAGAAGCUGUAUACAGGAUUAAUCCCAUGUAAUAUGUUCCUUUAUGUACCAGCUGCCUGUACAAGCCCUGGUCGGAGCAGUUGUCUCCUAUCUCCUGUGGCCUAUCUGGAUGUGCCAAACCUAUUUACUUUAGAUGAACAAAUCAAGCAAUUUUUUAUCUUUUGAAAUAUUUUUGCUGAAAUUCUUUUCAUUUUGAUAAACUAGUUUGAAAUAUGAAUUGUUACAGGAAGUCAGUGUACAUAUGAGAUGAAACAAUUGAAAUAUGUAGAGUUUUGUACUUGUCUGCACAUGGUUCGUGUUUGUUGUGGGCGGUCGGGAAGCCUUGUGGUUAAAGCAUUCGCUCGUCACGAUGAAGACCCGGGUUCGAUUCCCCACAUGGGUACAAUGUGUGAAGCCAUUUCUGGUGCCCCCUGCCACCAUAUUGCUGGAAUAUUGCUAAAAGUGGCCUAAAAAUAAACUCACUCACUCACUCACUGUUUGUUGUAGCUAUCAGGGGAGAUGAGGAUGAAUGUAUGGUUACCAGUUGAUUCUUACAUGAAUUUAGUGGUAACACAAACAGAUAGUAAUAGAUUCAACCAUACAGGAAGGUGGAAGGCCAUGCUCCACCUUGGACCAUUCAUUAAUGCAUAUAUUAAAAGAGCAAGGUCAUGUGACAAGAAUUAUGUCAGUCCUGCAAGAUCGUAGAAUGGGUAUAGAGGACAUACCAGCUUGUGUCAAUGUCAAUUGUACAAUGAAACAUUACAUGCAAUUUUCCAUCUGUUGUACCCCCACGGUAUGUCAUUACUUGCUGUUGUUAUGGCAUUACUUGGCCAUACCAUUAUUCAUCUGGCGCCGCUGCCGUUUCUCUUGCAGGAACUCACCAAUAGAGUGCUGUCAUGGUGAUGUGUUACCAUGGUGAUUCUGUAUCAAUGUGGAGUUUACAGAGCAUCUAUAGAUUGUUUCAUUAUAUUGUUAUAUUGUUAGCUCACCUGACUUGUUCCAUGAUCUGUUGUCUUUUAUUUAAUUGUUAACCUUGCCUCUGUUCACCCAGCAGAAGUGGGUACCCGGCGGGAUGUGACAUGUGACUAUUAACUUUCUAGCGCCUCACAGGCAUCUUGGGUUAUCCGGGGUAAUAAUAAUCUGAUUGUACGCUUUGAGCAGGAUAUGAAGCCUGGAACCCGUGUUAUAAAUACUCAGCAUUAUUAUUAUUAUUAACCAACCCAGCUGCCUGUGUUAAAUUGUUGAUGCAGGUCCACUUUUAUGAAGCCACUUUCUGGUGACCCUCAUCAUGAUGCUGCUGGAAUAUUGCAAGAAUAAGCGGCAUAAAACCAUACUCACUCACUAACUAUGACCAUAUAACAGUGCUGAAGAUACUGUCUUGUCCAUUGACUAAUUGAGUGUUUGGAUUCUCCAGUUGCUGAAACAUGCUAACAUUUCGUGUGAUUAGGUCAGGUGAGCUACGGAGCUUUCAGCUCUAUGUUUACAUUGUUAAUUGUUACUCGCAGAUAGAAGACAUAUUUUUUAUAGUUUUGUAAACAACUUCGCAGUAAAUGUUGACACGUUUCAUGCUGUGCGGAACAUCGUCAACGACAAGGUGGUCAUUGGGGUGACAGCCAUGAGACAACCAUUGUUUAUCUUUGAUUCUUUGUGGCAAAUAAACCAGAUAGUUCAGGAUCUCCUCCAUCAUGUCAAUAGAAUUGUUUCUUGUGUAUGAGAGCUCCCGAGGCAUUUGUAAAGAAACUCUGUCAUAAAACUCUCUUGAUUAAAACUUUUGGGUUCUUGAGGUCAUUUCUGAUUUGUUAUUCGUCUUUAUUGUUGGGAUGUAAAAGAUUAUUGAUACACUGUGAAUGUCUGUGUCUCUGUAAACUGGUGUUGUAAAGUGUGGCCCUAGAGGUCCUUAAGAAGAGAUCCUACAGUUGAGAUCCUACAGUUGAGUUGAGAUCCUACAGUUGAGAACCUUCAGUAGAGAUAAUACAUUUGAGAUCCUACAGUUGAGAUCCUUCAGUAGAGAUCCUACUGUUGAGAUCCUGUACUCUGGACCAUGUAGAAGAGAUCCUGUAGCAGAGAUACCAAACUCUGACAGGUCCCCAGCAUUGAUCCAAUCAAGGUGUCUAUAUUCGUCCUUUAUUUAUCAUUAGCUUGUUCCCAUUCUGUCCUGGGUGACAUCGGAGGUCAGUGUUUUGCUUGCAUAUCAUUAGCCUAUAUCGUUUUGCUUUGCUGUUUUGUAGGAUUUUAGCUCAUCUUUGAAUGUUUAUGUGACCGUCUGCAACCCCAUUGUAAGGUGUGAGGCAGGUUUUCUCUCCUUCAGCGCCUUGAUCAUCGAACAUCAGCAAUAACUGUGUAUGUUACGUCUUGUAUAAUUGCAUUGUCUUUGAUGCAUGAGAAAUGAACAAAAGACAUGUUUUCUUUCUUUGGUAUCAGCCCUGGACAUCAGCAAAAGAUAUUGUAUGUAUCAGAUAGGAUGUGUGUAUUCUCACUGUGGCUGUGUUCAGGACACAGGUCUUCACAUAUUGUGGCUGUGUUCAGAACACAGGUCAUCUCAUCUUGUGGCUGUGUUCAGAACUCAGGUCAUCUCAUCUUGUGGCUGUGUUCAGGACACAGGUCAGCACAUAUUGUGGCUGUGUUCAGGGCACAAGUCCAUUCCCUGAGUGACAGGUCAUCUCAUCUUGAGGCUGUUUUCGGGACACAGGUCAUCUCAUCUUGUGACUGUGUUCUGGACAUCUCAAAAUCACCUGACACAGCACCUGGAGGACACAGUCGUAAUGAUGCUGUCACCUGUAUGUGUUGGUAGGGAUUAUUAGGAUGGGAAAGGCUUGUUUUCCCCCAACAGAAUUUGACGACUGGCUUCUAUGCAGAUUAUUCAAGAAGAUUUAUGCUGGCAUUUACACAGCUCCUGAAAAGAGAUUCUUGUCACUAUGGUGACUGACGACAGUUAAAUAUGGCGUUCUGUACGUGCGGGCCAUUGUCCAGUCACGUGCUUCCUGUUCUUCAGGGUGAGAUCUUGCACUUUUCUUCAGGGUUCAUCCAAUGAGGAGAGAGUUGAAAGAGGUGGAUGACAUGGAUCCCUUCAACAAACCUAUCGUACGCUGUGGUCGUAACUCCCAUACUAUAACACAGACUUACUAAUCCUCUUACGCUACGAUCGCUUUGAGGAAGGGGAUGGGAACUUCAGUGUUGGAUAUAUGCAAGCUUCUUACUCUGUUCAAUGACUUAACACGUAAUCCUGUAUGAUUUUAUAUGUAGAAUUAGUUGACAUACCGGGAUAUACACUUGUAUCAACCUUGUACUUUGACAUGCCAGUUAUACAUGUUAUACCAUGCCCAAUCUUAAUCGUUGCUGUAACAGACAGGAUUGUUCCUUGUUCGCUAUAUAUGGGUGUACAGCUGUUGCUAUGAUACACAUGAUGCGGGGCAGUGUGGGAGAUAUUUGGUCCAAACAUCUGGACACUGUCUUUUGCACACUGCCCACUGUAUUUUUUGGUUUUUGUUUUAGAAAGGUCACGCAAUCUUGCUUGCCACUAUUUUCUUUCACUCUAAAUUCAUUCUUUGUAUUGCUUGUCAUUUUAAAGAUAUUUAGUCUUUAAUAAAACAUAGUUGAACAGUU